UUAAUUAUCACAUUCAUUUCCAUAACAUAUGGCUAAAAUAAUUAACAUAGUUAUCAUAUUCUUGUGGUCUAGCAAUAGGAAAACUCCAACAAAAUAUAGUAGAAUCGAAGAUAUGUUCAACUCAAACACAUCAUAGAUUUUAAUUAUUCACCAUGUUAUAUAGGUGGCAUAUUUUUAAUUCAUUGGAUCAUUAUUCAAAUGACAUGAGAAGGAAAACUUGCCACAAGAGAGAGAGAAGAGGGUAUAUUAGUAAAUGCAUAGUAUCAAUUAUUUGACAUAUACUCAAUCAAACUACAUAUAUAAGCUCUAUUUCAUAACUUAUUUUCUACUCCCACCAAACCUCAAUCUUCAUAGAUACACUCUCAUUCUUCUAGCCUUAAAUUAUGGCCAAAUCACCAUAUCUAGAGGAAGAUUGUAUGAAAAACAACAAAUUAAAAAAUCAUAGUAGUAGCCAUAAUAAGGCAAAGAAUUUAUCUUUUUUUGCUUCUAUAUUCUCUCUUUUCAUCUACAUAUGUAUCUUCUAUAUCUUCAACCUUUCUCCUUCUUCUCUCUUAAACAACAAUAUCUUUUGGUUUAUCAUUUCCAACACCUUAAUCCUCAUCAUAGCUAUUGACUAUGAAGCAUUCUCUUCAUCAAAACAAAAACAAGAACAUCUUCAUGAAGAGUAUGUAAAACAUAGUCAUGAAACUAGAUACUAUGCCUCAUCAAUUCCAACAUAUGUUCAAGUUGAACAAGUUGAUAAACAAUGCAUUAUCAAUCCAAAACAAGAGCUAGAACAUGUUAAGAAAGACACAAUUGUCCCUCAAAGUGUGUUGGAAAGUGUGUUACAAAAUCAACCAAAGAAAAGUACUAAUGAUGAUAGUACAAAUGAGAAGAAGAAUUCAAUACUUCACUUGCAAGUAGAUGAUGAUGAUGGUCAUGAGAAACAUGAAGAGAAAGUAAAACCUCCUACAAGAUCAAUUUUCAGAAGAAGUAAAUCUUAUAGACACAAUAGAGCCAAACAUGUUGUGAUUGAUGAAAGAAGGAAUUCAGUGAGAAGGUUAGAUUCUAUGAAGAUAGAACCAAAAGUAGAAGAAGAAAAUGAGUUUUCUAUGAUGUCAAAUGAGGAUCUUAAUAAGAGAGUGGAAGAGUUUAUUCAGAAAUUCAAUAAGCAGAUUAGACUUCAAGCAUCAAGUAUAAAUUGAUGUCUAUAUCAAAUUAAGAUGGUCUUUUCAGUGUUAGAAAGAAUCAAAGACUGUUCCUAACUUUUUGAUGUCUUGUAGCUUGUGUACUUGUUUAAUUAAUGUUGCACUUUGAUAUAGAAGUUCUUAGUCCUAUCUUUUUCUUAAAGUGUUUCACUUGUCUAUUUUCUAUGGAUUUU
Molecule: messenger RNA, 1360 nt
Organism: Vicia villosa (hairy vetch)
Lineage: Eukaryota; Viridiplantae; Streptophyta; Magnoliopsida; Fabales; Fabaceae
Exons: 1
Coding region: 384-1184 (266 amino acids)
Source: RefSeq, a predicted model, not a curated record